AUGUUCUCCUGCUUCUACUCACAUUGCAUUAGUUCCUGUGUCUUAGCUGGACCAAUUAUUGUGGAACCAUAUAUCACAGCAGUGUGGGGAAAGAAUGUUUCAUUGAGGUGUAUAAUUGAAGUAAAUGAAACAAUAACACAAGUUUCGUGGGAGAAGAUUCAAGGCAAAAGUUCACAUACUGUUGCAGUUCAUCAUCCUCAAUAUGGGUUCUCUGUUCAAGAGGCCUAUCAAGGGAGAGUCUUAUUUAAAAAUCAUUCACUUAAUGAUGCAACAAUUGUUCUCCACAACAUAGACUUCUCUGAUUCUGGGGAAUAUAUAUGCAAAGCUGUUACAUUCCCAUUAGGAAAUGCACAGUCAUCUACAACUGUAACCGUACUAGUUGAACCUACUGUGAGCUUAAAAAAGGGACCAUACCCUUUAAUUGAUGGUGGAAAUGAAACAGUAGCAGCCAUUUGUACAGCAGCCACCGGAAAACCAGUUGCACAGAUUGAAUGGGAAGGUGAUCUUGGUGAAAUGGAAUCCACUGUAACUUCUUUUCCAAAUGAGACAAUGACAAUUGUAAGCCAAUACAAGCUUAUUCCAACCAAAUUUGCUCGAGGAAGACGUAUAACUUGUGUUGUGAGGCAUCCUGCUUUGGAAAAGGAAAUUCGAUAUUCUUUUAUGUUGGAUAUACUAUAUGCCCCUGAAGUUUCAGUCACAGGGUAUGAUGGGAAUUGGUUUGUUGGAAGGAUGAAUGUUAAUCUCAGGUGUAAUGCUGAUGCAAAUCCACCACCGUCACAAUCUAAAUGGAGCAGAUUGGAUGGGCAGUGGCCUGAAGGUUUAGAGACUUCGGAGAAUACCCUGUAUUUUCUCAAUCCAUUGACUUACAAUUACUCCGGUGUUUAUAUCUGUAAGGUUACAAAUUCCCUUGGCCAACGAAGUGCCCAAAAGAUCAUCUACAUAUUAGAUGUUCCAUUUAAGCAGACCUCUUCCAUAGCUGUAGCUGGAGCAGUCAUUGGAGCUGUCCUUGCUCUCUUUAUCAUUACUAUCUUUGUGACUGUGCUGCUGACUCCUCGGAAAAAGAGACCAUCAUAUCUUGACAAAGUGAUUGAUCUUCCACCCACACAUAAACCACCUCCUGUGUAUGAAGAAAGAUCCCUCCCUGUGCCUCAAAAUGAAAUCACACAUCAGAGAGAACACUUUCCUUUGCAGAGUCAGUACAAAGAAAGAGAAGUAGGCAGCUUUCAGCAUACUACUGUGGUAAAUGGCAGACAGUUGGACUAUGAAGAUGAACAUCCAGAAGGGGAAGACAGGCUUCCGCAGAUGUAUCCUCUUUACAGUCAGACGUGUUACAAAGACUGGAGCUGUGACAAACAUCAGCAAAACUCAGACCCUGGAAGAUCAUACAUCAACCCCCGAGAACAUUACGUGUAAUUAUGGACAUCUUGACAAAAGGCUUUUUUUUUUUUUUUUUUACUGGGGAAAGACCACGCUGAGCAGUGUAUCUCUUAGCUCUGACUUUCCUAGGGGCUGGACCAAGUGCUUCUGGAGUUUUGAUGAAUGACUUACAGUUGAUUGGCUAGUCUCUAGCCUUAAAUGAUUUUCUGAACUACUGCGUAUAUCUGUGAAUUUGAGUAUAGCUCUGUGUGUGUGUGUGUUCCAUUAAAAAAAAAAAAACCUACUAACAUUUGGCCUGCAAUGGCAUUUUCAUUUAAAAUUCCAGUGUGUGCCUGUGAUAGCUGCUGUGAGUCUCCAGAAAUAGAGCCCCAGCUGGCUACACUAUCCUCCCUGGGUUUCAGGCCUGCCAGCCUAUUCAUCUGUAAUUCAAACGUGCAGAAAAUGAGUUUAGAAUCCAUUCCACUAAUUAUUUCUCUGGGAUUUGUCUUUCCCUGACAUGCUUAAUAAAAUUACAAUACCUGUGUACAAAUAGAGACCUAAGCAAAGAGGUAUAAUUUGCUCUGUAUGGGGAAAAAACCCAGUAACAACAACAAAAUAAAGAGAGAGGGAAGGAGGGAGGGAGACACACAUACAGAGAGAGAG
Messenger RNA from Gracilinanus agilis (Agile Gracile Mouse Opossum), 2019 nucleotides. RefSeq names its product nectin cell adhesion molecule 3 (gene NECTIN3). The record is from RefSeq and is a predicted model, not a curated record. The coding region runs from base 1 to 1413 and encodes 470 amino acids. Lineage: Eukaryota; Metazoa; Chordata; Mammalia; Didelphimorphia; Didelphidae. Gene Ontology annotation, biological process: symbiont entry into host cell; heterophilic cell-cell adhesion; homophilic cell-cell adhesion. The transcript is spliced from 9 exons. Gene Ontology annotation, cellular component: adherens junction; apical junction complex.